CGGCAGCAUCAGCUCUCGGCGGAAGUGCCGGUGGAGGGAGGAAGGCUAGCGCGAGGGCUUUGCUGGCGAGGCCGGAAGCUCUGUAGGCUGCGAGCAUCGGCGGGAGGUGGGGCUGCGGACCGCAGAGGACACGGCGGGAUACUUGCAGUUCCCCUCUUGGCAGAGCCGAGGUCCUCCUCAGGCUCUCAGGAGGUUGUGGGGAGGCGUUGUCCUGAGCUCUGCUGACUGUUCUUCCCUCAGGUCUUGUCUGCCUUAGCGGUUCCAAAACUAGCCUGCGCGGGUAGGGAUGGACGAGGACAACCUGGAGACUGCCCUGCAGAACUACCGGGCCCAGCUUCGGCAGGUAGAGCUGGCUCUUGGUGCUGGCCUAGACGCUUCCGAGCUGGCGGACCUGCGCCAGCUGCAGAGUGAUCUGAAGGAGUUGAUUGAGCUCACCGAGGCCAGCCUGUUGUCGGUCAGGAAGAGCAAGUUGCUGGCUACAGUGGACCAGGAGCACCCAGCACAGGAGGAUGUUGAGUACUUGGCUUUCCAGAAGGCUAUGGCGGAGGAAGUGGAGGUGCCCGUCGCCCCUGGGGAUGACUCGGAGACGGUCACUGGGAGCGAGGUGGCGCCGGGACCCACCUCCCAUGCACAGGAAGAAGACGAGGAGGAUCCCGAUCAGGAGGAGCUGAGUGGUGCCAAAGUGAAUGCCCCUUACCACAGCGCUUGGGGCACGCUGGAAUAUCACAACGCAAUGGUUGUAGGCACUGAAGAGGCAGAGGAUGGUUCGGCAUGCGUUCGCGUACUCUACCUGUACCCUACCCACAAGUCCCUGAAGCCCUGCCCUUUCUUCCUGGAGGGAAAAUGCCGUUUCAAGGAGAACUGCAGGUUCUCCCAUGGGCAGGUGGUCUCUGUGGAUGAGCUGCGUCCCUUCCAGGAUCCAGACUUGAGCUUACUGCAGGCCGGCUCUGCAUGUCUGGCCAAGCACCAGGAUGGCAUUUGGCACCCAGCACGGAUCACUGAUGUGGACAAUGGCUACUAUACUGUUAAGUUUGACUCACUGCUGCUGAAGGAGGCUGUGGUGGAGGGAGACAGCAUCCUGCCUCCUCUGCGCACUGAGGCUACAGAAUCAUCUGACUCAGACAGUGGUGAUGCAGUGGUGGAACCACACACAGUGGACACUGGGACCUGCAGUUCUGCUUUUGCCGGUUGGGAGGUACAUACACGGGGCAUUGGCUCCAAACUCCUCAUCAAGAUGGGCUAUGAGUUUGGCAAGGGUUUGGGUCGGCAUGCAGAAGGCCGAGUGGAGCCCAUCCAUGCCGUAGUGUUGCCUAGAGGGAAAUCACUGGACCAGUGCACAGAGAUACUACAGAAGACAAAGGGAGGCCAGGCUGGGACCAAUAGGCCUCCAAGAUGUCGGAGGAGUGGUGGUAGACCCGAGGCCCGCCCACCCCCUCGGAAUGUGUUUGACUUUCUGAAUGAAAAACUGCAAAGCCAGGCAUCUGGGACUCCAGAUGCUGGGCUGGGCACUCCAGGGAGAAGGAACAAGGACAUGUAUCAUGCCAGCAAAAGUGCCAAGCAGGCUCUGAGUCUGCAGCUCUUCCAGACUGAGGAGAAGAUUGAGCGGACCCAACGAGACAUCCGGGGCAUCCAGGAGGCCCUAACCCGGAAUGCUGGCCGGCACAGCAUGGCAACAGCACAUCUGCAAGAGAAGCUGGAAGGAGCCCAGCGGAAGCUGGGUCAGCUGCGUGCUCAGGAGGCCGGCCUACAGAGGGAACAGCAGAAGGCAGAUACUCACAGGAAGAUGACAGAGUUCUAGCAGCUCUGCCUGUAUUGUGGAUAGAGCCCUGGGACCCAACUCCCAACUGCCUUGGCAGAAAGACAGCCGUCACCCUGACACCUAAACAGCACCUGAAAGAAGGACCAGCCCAUUUCCUAGGCUGUCCCUUAUUCAGCCUUGUCUACCUAAAGUGUAUGAACACUACCGAGUAGAUAUGGGAUGUCAGGGUUGAUUUUGAACACUUAUUUGCCCACCAAGCCCACUUACCAGUGUCUUGGGGUAUCUCCUUAGUGAGGACAUUAAAGUGAUCUCAUCAUAAUUUC
Molecule: messenger RNA, 2082 nt
Organism: Peromyscus leucopus (white-footed mouse)
Lineage: Eukaryota; Metazoa; Chordata; Mammalia; Rodentia; Cricetidae
Gene: Zgpat
Product: zinc finger CCCH-type and G-patch domain containing
Exons: 6
Coding region: 287-1798 (503 amino acids)
Biological process (GO): regulation of transcription by RNA polymerase II; negative regulation of DNA-templated transcription
Cellular component (GO): nucleus
Molecular function (GO): metal ion binding; DNA-binding transcription factor activity, RNA polymerase II-specific; RNA polymerase II cis-regulatory region sequence-specific DNA binding
Source: RefSeq, a predicted model, not a curated record